AUUUGCCAUUUUCCAAACCAUCCGCCGUCUACCUCGCUGCCUCGGCCCCGUCCCAUCCCAUCGAAAUCAUCCUCCCGUUGCCCAUAGAACUCCCCUCGAAAUUGUAUCCAAGCCAUGUGUGGAAUCAAUGCCAUCUUUCUGUCAGACCCCGACACUGUGACAUCGUGUCGAGCCAGUGCCGAGCUAUGCGAAGGUCUCGGCGUCCUGCAACAUCGCGGACAGGACGCUGCGGGCAUUGUCACUUGCGGCAAGGGCGGCCGUUUCUACCAGUGCAAAGCCAACGGCAUGGUCCGGGAUGUUUUCAACCAACACAAUCUCACAAGUCUUAUCGGAUACAUGGGCAUCGGCCACGUCCGCUACCCCACUGCCGGCACAUCGUCUCACUCCGAAGCCCAGCCCUUCUACGUCAAUAGCCCCUACGGCAUCGCUCUGGCCCACAACGGCAAUCUCACCAACGCCGCGGAGCUGAAAAACUUCCUUGACCACGAGUCGCACCGCCAUGUCAACACCGACUCGGACUCGGAGCUCCUUCUGAACAUCUUUGCCAGCCACCUGCAAAAGACCGGCAAGUUCAGAGUCAACGAAGAAGACAUCUUUACGGCCCUCCGCGGUGUCUAUGAAAUGUGCUCGGGUGGAUACGCUGUCAUUGCCAUGAUCGCUGGAUUUGGAGUUAUCGCCUUCCGGGACCCUCACGGCAUCCGUCCCUUGGUCAUUGGCGAGCGUGUUAAUGAGCACGGCACCGACUACAUGGUGGCUUCUGAGAGCGUCUGCCUUGACCAGCUCGGCUUCACGAACUUUAGGGAUGUCAAGCCAGGCGAAGCGUACAUCAUCACGAAGGAGAAGGUUUCUGUUCAGCAGUGCGUUCCUGCCCAAAAAUUCACCCCGUGCAUCUUCGAAUACGUCUACUUUGGCCGGCCCGACUCGAUCAUCGACGGCAUCAGCGUCUACCGUGCCCGCCUGGCCAUGGGCGAGGGUCUCGCAAACCAGGUCAUCAAGAAGCUGGGCUCGCUCUCCGAAGUGGAUGUCAUUAUGCCCGUUCCCGACACCAGCCGCAUCUGUGCGCUGCAGCUGUCUUACAAACUCGGCAUCCUAUACCGUGAAGGCUUUAUCAAGAACGCCUAUGUCGGACGCACUUUCAUCAUGCCCGACCAGAACCUGAGACGAGCAUCCGUGCGACGCAAGCUGAAUGCCAUGCCCAUGGAGUUUGCCGGCAAGAACGUCCUGCUGGUCGACGAUUCAAUCGUUCGCGGAACGACCUCAAAGGAGAUUGUCCAGAUGGCGCGGGAGGCCGGUGCCAAGAAGGUGUUUUUUGCCUCGGCUGCCCCUCCUCUCCGAUAUCCCAACGUUUACGGCAUUGAUAUGCCGACUUCGUCGGAACUGAUUGCCUUUGGCCGGACCGAGGAUGAGGUUGCCGAUGCCAUUGGCGCCGAUGCAGUGAUUUACCAGACACUUGACGAUCUUGUCGCCUCCUGCCGCAAGUUCAACAAGUCGAUCAGUGACUUUGAGACGUCCGUCUUUACCGGAGACUACGUCACCGGCAUCACCAAGGAGUAUCUGAACGAGCUCGAGGAGGGUCGCCGGGCCGCCACGCGAGCCAAGAAGGAGUUGAGCAACGGUAUCGAUCGCAUGCCACCCAAGAUGGGCAGCGAGAAGAUGCUUGGCCUGCACAACAACCGCACAUGAGUGUCGGGUCUGGUGUAUUGGGUGCAUUGUGCCGCACCACCGGUCUGCAUACACGGCUUCGAGUGUCGGCCAAAGCUGUGGGCCCCAGAGGAUCUUGAUGUGCCAAAGAACAAA
Molecule: messenger RNA, 1797 nt
Organism: Polychytrium aggregatum
Lineage: Eukaryota; Fungi; Chytridiomycota; Chytridiomycetes; Polychytriales
Product: phosphoribosyltransferase-like protein
Exons: 13
Coding region: 115-1683 (522 amino acids)
Biological process (GO): purine nucleobase biosynthetic process; purine nucleotide biosynthetic process
Cellular component (GO): cytoplasm
Molecular function (GO): amidophosphoribosyltransferase activity
Source: RefSeq, a predicted model, not a curated record